Molecule: messenger RNA, 1552 nt
Organism: Cryptotermes secundus
Lineage: Eukaryota; Metazoa; Arthropoda; Insecta; Blattodea; Kalotermitidae
Product: vesicle transport protein SFT2B
Exons: 5
Coding region: 342-830 (162 amino acids)
Biological process (GO): vesicle-mediated transport
Cellular component (GO): membrane
Source: RefSeq, a predicted model, not a curated record
AUUAAGAUACAAACUCAUUUGCAAUAUUCAGCAUUGCUAAUUAAAUUACAUUAAUCUAUAUGUACACUUUAAAGGAAUGUCUACUGUUGAACAUCACUAUCGAUCACUAUUGUGUUUAAAAGUUUUCUGAAAUAAGAUGAACUAAAAUGGCGUCUGAAGUUUUCGGAAAAGUAGAGUAUGUGCUGAAUCGACGGAAUUGGCGUUGUUAGCAUCACUGGGAUCACUGGUGCAUGGGGACACAUGAACCCAUCUUGGAUGGGGGGAACGGGAAGUGUUGCCUUUCAUAGUACUUGACAGCUGGGCUCGUACUCCAUCAAAAUCCACAUUCUCAGACGUCAAAAAUGGAUAAACUGAGAAGAGCCCUAAGUGGCGAUGACAGCCAACGUGAAGAACAAAGUGGAAUUAUGCCUCAGCUGUUAGAGUCGACGACACUAAGCUGGGAAACGAGAAUAAAAGGAUUUAUUAUCUGUUUUGUCAUCGGUGUGUUAUGUUCUGUUCUGGGAUCUCUGUUCUUGUUCAUGCAUAAGGGCAUGGCACUAUUUGCAGUAUUUUACACAUUAGGCAACAUUGUCUCCAUAGCAAGUACAUGUUUCCUUAUGGGUCCCGUGAAUCAAGUGAAGAAAAUGUUUGCUCCAACACGAGUAAUAGCCACUGUUUUGGUCAUUGUAAUGUUUGGACUCACACUGUUUGCAGCUCUUUGGCUGCAGAAAGCUGGACUAGCAUUGCUGUUUGUGAUCAUCCAGUCUCUAGCAAUGACAUGGUACUCCCUGUCAUAUAUUCCCUAUGCGCGUGAUGCUGUAAAGAAGACAGUCUCUGCAUGUAUUGCCUAAAACAGAACAUCUGAACAACAAUAUUGACGGUGGAAGUUCGCUAUGAAAAUACCAUUGAAGUUAUUUCAAGAAGGCAGUGUCAGCUACUAAUGCUAUAAGUGUGGUAAUCUUUGUUCAGAUUUAUAUCAGGUGUUAUGUCAGAAAUCUUCCUCCAAUUACUGGAACCAUGAGGUUCUCUGUACUGAAUGUGAUGUGUUAGACUAGUAUUUUGUGCCUUAAACUAGGGCUUUAAGAUCAUAUAUGGUCAUAUAUAAAUUUGUUUUUGGACUUUGCAUGGUUCACUGUGAUCGAUUAAUAUUUUUAAGAAGAAUGUAUGUUAUGUAUGUCUUUAAAGUAUGUUUCAGUUAAGUUGUGACACUAUAAUGUAAGUAUAUUACUGAGUGACUGUAUUCUUGUCAGUUUUGAUGUUGAUGUUUAGAUAUGAAUGUUUAUGAAUUAAGAAUGUCAGAAUCAUUGAAAAAAAUUACAUUUCAUAACAGAAAAGAUUGUAAAAUAACUUUGCCACAGUACUUUCAAAGGAAGGACAUAUCCUGUGCUAAAUAGGCUUAAAUAUACUUUUGAAAAAACUUUUUAACCAAAAAAGGGUUAAAUGUAUAUUUUGUGUAUAUCUUAAUAGUGUAAGUCAAUUCUAAGGGGUUCUUACAGUGGUAAAUUGCACUUGUAAUUACUAAAUUUGUGGAUUUUGUCAGUUGUCUAACAUUCUGAAGGAACACAACAUUUUG